AUGUAUGUCAAGCAAAUUAUCAUCCAGGGCUUUAAAAGCUACAAGGAUCAAACCGUUAUUGAACCAUUUUCUCCGAAGCACAACGUUAUCGUCGGUCGCAAUGGAUCCGGAAAGAGUAACUUCUUCGCGGCUAUUCGUUUCGUCCUUAGUGAUGCAUACACCCACCUAGGCAGAGAAGAGCGACAGGCUCUGCUGCACGAAGGUUCGGGUUCCGCGGUUAUGUCGGCUUACGUUGAGAUCAUCUUUGACAACUCCGACGAUCGAUUUCCUACCGGCAAGCCAGAACUUGUCUUGCGUCGAACGAUUGGUCUCAAGAAAGACGAGUAUACCCUCGACCGGAAGAAUGCGACGAAAGCGGAUGUGAUGAACCUACUCGAAUCGGCGGGGUUUUCGCGGUCUAACCCAUACUAUAUCGUGCCUCAGGGCCGUGUCACAGCUUUGACUAACAUGAAAGAUUCUGAGCGCUUGAAUCUCUUGAAAGAAGUUGCAGGAACCCAGGUGUACGAAGCGCGUCGUGCGGAAUCCCUAAAAAUUAUGCAUGAAACAAACAAUAAGCGGGAAAAGAUCGACGAGCUUCUCGAAUUUAUCAACGAGCGGCUGUCUGAAUUGGAGGAGGAAAAGGAUGAGCUGAGGAAUUAUCAAGAUAAGGACAAGGAAAGGAGGUGCCUGGAAUAUACGAUCUAUUCCCGUGAGCAACAUGAAAUCUCAAGUUUCCUCGAUAGUCUUGAAGAACAAAGACAGACUGGUGUCGAAGACACGGAUAUCAAUCGUGACCGCUUUAUUCAAGGAGAGAAGGAAAUGGCCCAGGUCGAUGCGGAGAUUGCCGAAUGCAAGCAGCAGAUCGAAUUUUUGAAGGUGGAUAAAACGCAAUUAGAAGACGAGCGUCGCGAGACCUCCAAGGCACUCGCCCAGGUGGAAUUGUUGGCAAAAUCCCUUUCUGACAACCAAGCCGCUGCCCAAGCGCUGAAAUCACGUCACGACGAAGACUUGAAUGCUGUUCAGAGCGCGAUUCAGGAACGCCAGGCUGAGCUCCAGCAACUCAUCCCCCGUUUCAACGCGGCGAAAGACCAAGAGGACGAAGUUAAAUCUAAACUUACCGAUGCGGAGACGAUCCGCCAGCGAUUGUAUGCCAAGCAAGGCCGAAAUUCGCGCUUCAAGAACAAGUCGGAGAGAGACAAAUGGCUACAGGCGGAGAUCAAGAACAACUACACCUCUAUCUCCAGUGUACAGGCAGUCAUGGCCCAAACACAGGAAGACAUCAACGAGCUCGAGAAUGGAAUUGCCCUCUUGGAACCGGAGACUGAACGCUUACGCCAGCAGAUCGAUGGUCGUGGUGAUACUAUUCAAUCCGUCGACCAGCAAGUUCAAGCCGCAAAAGAUGAGCGAGACCGACUGAUGGACCAGAGAAAGGAGCUGUGGAGAGAAGAAGCCAAGCUUGAUUCCAUUCUGUCAAACGCAUCUAAUGAAGUUGACCGUGCAGAGCGCAAUCUCUCUCACAUGAUGGACCACAAUACGAGCCGUGGGAUAGCUGCUGUGCGGAGGAUCAAGAGACAGUAUGAUCUCGACGGAGUCUAUGGAACGUUGGCAGAACUCUUCGAGGUAAAUGAUAGAUACCGCACUGCUGUAGAGGUCACCGCUGGCCAGAGUCUGUUUCAUUACGUCGUUGAUACGGAUGAAACUGCCACAAAAGUGCUGGAAAUUCUUCAACAGGAAAAGGCGGGCCGAGUUACGUUUAUGCCUCUUAACCGGCUGCGGUCGAAGCCACUCAAUAUGCCAAAGGCGAGUGACACAAUCCCAAUGAUUGAGAAGCUGCAAUACGACCAGGCCUAUGAGAGCGCGUUUCAGCAUGUGUUUGGCAAGACAAUUAUCUGCCCGAAUCUUCAGGUUGCGUCCCAGUAUGCCCGUAGCCAUGGUGUCAAUGCGAUCACGCCUGAGGGAGAUCGUUCCGAUAAGAGAGGUGCCCUUACUGGUGGUUUCCACGACUCCCGGCAAUCCCGCCUUGAUGCUGUGAAGAACCUGACAAAGUGGAGAGAUGAGUAUGAGACGAAGAAGAACCGUGGGAGUGAGAUUCGCAAGGAGCUCGAGAAGCUUGAUCAGCUCGUUACCAGAGCCGUUGGGGAGCUGCAAAAACUGGAACAGCAAAAGCACCAGGUUCAGAACAGCAGUGGGCCUCUACGGCAAGAACUGAAGAGCAAGCGUGAUCUGCUCCAGAAGCAAAACGAUAAUCUCGAUGCUAAGCGUCGUGCCCUCCGAAAUAUCGAAAGCAACCUAGCUGCUUUGAAGGACCAGGUUGGCGCCUUCGAGGCUGAAUUGGCCUCAGCGUUCCAGAAAGCGCUCAGUAACGAAGAAGAGGCUCGCCUGGAGUCUCUAAGCGUCACCGUCCAGGAUCUUCGACGACAGUACCAGGAGCUCUCUGGUCAGAGGAGUGAGUUGGAGGCUCGGAAAUCUAUCCUCGAGGUUGAGCUUCGGGAGAACCUGAACCCCCGCCUUGAUCAACUCGUGAGCCAAGACUUGGAUAUGGCGGAUGAUGAUGGCCAAGGAAACCUGAAAGAAACCCAGCGCGAGAUGAAACGCCUCACAAAGGCGCUGGACAAGCUUGCGCAGCGGCUUACGCAGGUAGACGACUCUAUCGACGAAGCCAAUGCUCGUGUGUCGGAGCUUAGUCAACGGAAUGCAGAAGCUAGACGGGAAUUGGAGGAACUGGCCAAGUCGAUUGAGAAGCAUCAGCGUCGCAUGGAGAAGAGUAUGCAAAAGAAGGCUGCUCUGACCAAACAGGCGGCUGAGUGUGCGGCCAAUAUUCGUGAUCUCGGAGUGCUGCCAGACGAGGCGUUCACAAAAUACAAGAACACUGACUCCAACGCUGUGGUCAAGAAACUGCACAAAGUCAACGAGGCGCUGAAGAAAUAUUCACACGUUAACAAGAAAGCGUUUGAACAGUACAAUAGCUUUACGAAGCAGCGGGAGACUCUUACCUCGCGAAGGGGAGAACUCGAUGCUUCCCAGAAGUCUAUUGACGACCUGAUCACAGUCUUGGAUCAGCGCAAGGAUGAGGCCAUUGAGCGAACAUUCAAGCAGGUCUCUCGCGAGUUCGCUAAUAUUUUCGAGAAGCUUGUUCCUGCAGGUCGUGGACGCUUGGUCAUCCAGCGUAAGACUGAUCGCGCUCUGCGGGCGGACGAUGAGCUCGAGUCCGAUGAUGAGGCGGCCAAGCAAAGUGUCGAGAACUAUGUUGGAGUCGGCAUUAGUGUCAGCUUCAAUAGCAAACAUGAUGAACAGCAGCGUAUCCAGCAGCUGAGCGGAGGACAGAAGAGUCUUUGUGCUCUUGCGUUAGUUUUUGCUAUCCAAGCCUGUGACCCGGCGCCAUUCUACCUCUUUGAUGAAAUCGAUGCAAAUCUCGAUGCCCAGUACCGCACGGCUGUUGCUCAGAUGCUGAAAUCGAUUUCCGAUUCGACAAACGGACAGUUUAUUUGCACCACCUUCCGGCCGGAGAUGUUGCAUGUAGCAGAGAAGUGUUACGGCGUGAGUUUCCGACAGAAGGCCAGUACCAUUGACGUGGUCUCUCGAGAAGAGGCGCUCAAGUUCGUCGAGGAGCAAAAGACUUGA
Aspergillus ochraceoroseus IBT 24754 is the source of this 3600-nucleotide messenger RNA. RefSeq names its product chromosome segregation protein SMC. Bases 1 to 3600 code for a protein of 1199 amino acids. NCBI's taxonomy places the organism in Eukaryota, Fungi, Ascomycota, Eurotiomycetes, Eurotiales, Aspergillaceae. Gene Ontology annotation, biological process: mitotic sister chromatid cohesion. The transcript is spliced from 5 exons. Gene Ontology annotation, cellular component: chromosome. The record is from RefSeq and is a predicted model, not a curated record. Gene Ontology annotation, molecular function: ATP binding; double-stranded DNA binding; cohesin loader activity.